UUAUCAGUAAAAAUACAUAUAAAUAAAAUCUUAAGUUCACAGAGACUGCCAUAAUUAUAUCUUAAGCCAAGAAGUUAAUUUUAAUUAUGAAAAUAAUUUUAGUAGUUUUGGUGAUUGUAGCUGCAGCUACAGCAUCUACGGACGAAGAAAAAUGGAGACAAUUUAAGAUUACCCACAACAGAGUAUAUAACAAUAUUGAAGAGCAUAAACAUCGAUUUGAAAUCUUUAAGAAAAAUCUGAUUCGUAUUAAAGAGCAAAACGAAAAAUACGAAAAAGGGGAAUCAACUUUUAACUUCGGAAUCACUCAAUUUGCAGACCUUACCGAAGAAGAGUUCCUUAGUCGUUUUAAACUCGCUGGUAGUUCUAAGUUAAGCAAAAUUAAUAGCAAUGUCUCUUCUUCUAAAAGUAGAAGUAAAACCUCCGGUGGAUCAGAUGAUUUGCCAGAACAAUAUGACUGGGUCCGCACUGGUGCAGUGACACCUGUAAGAGAUGUUGCAGAUUGUGGUGAUUGCACAGCUGAAAGCGUGGUAGCCGCAGUAGAAGGCGCUGAGUUUAUAAAAACUGGAAAUCUAAUACAGCGAAGUCCCAAGCAGCUAGAAGACUGCAUUCCUUUUAACCCAGAUGAAUGUUGGAUAUGUUAUGAGAAGGUCCUUAAUUACACCAGAGAUUUUGGUAUUAUGACCGAGAAGGAUUAUCCUUGGAAAUUUGAAAGUGAGGAUUGUCAAAUAGAUAACAUUACCACCACCGAUCCGCUGAUACAGAUAAUUGACUGGAUAUAUGUUAGCGAGGGGGAUGAGGUGGAAUUACAACGUACACUUUAUCUUGAAGGACCUGUAGUGGUUUCCAUAGAUGCAACCAUUAAUUAUCAGCUAUAUGCAGAUGGUGUGCUAGAUGAUCCAACUUGUGGAAAUACAAUGGAUGAUAUGGAUACUACCCUUUUGCUUGUUGGCUAUGGUGAAUCUAAAAGACAAGGCCAAUACUGGAUCCUUAAAAAUUAUAUUGGCACGUUUUGGGGAAAUAACGGGUACCUUUGGUUAAGAAGAAAUAAGAAUAAUCAGUGUGGAGUUGCUACGUCAGCUGUUAUUCCAGUUCUUGAUUAUUAAUAUUAUUAAUUAUAUGUGUAUUAUUCAAAAAAUAUCUGAAUUAGUAAACAUACAAUUUCGAAAAUA
Diabrotica virgifera virgifera (western corn rootworm) is the source of this 1169-nucleotide messenger RNA. Its product is annotated as crustapain. The record is from RefSeq and is a predicted model, not a curated record. NCBI's taxonomy places the organism in Eukaryota, Metazoa, Arthropoda, Insecta, Coleoptera, Chrysomelidae. Gene Ontology annotation, cellular component: lysosome. Gene Ontology annotation, molecular function: cysteine-type endopeptidase activity. The transcript has 4 exons. The coding region runs from base 87 to 1103 and encodes 338 amino acids.